Messenger RNA from Saccharomyces paradoxus, 2175 nucleotides. It is a transcript of the gene BCH1, whose product is annotated as exomer complex subunit. The record is from RefSeq and is a predicted model, not a curated record. Lineage: Eukaryota; Fungi; Ascomycota; Saccharomycetes; Saccharomycetales; Saccharomycetaceae. The transcript has a single exon. Gene Ontology annotation, cellular component: exomer complex. Gene Ontology annotation, biological process: Golgi to plasma membrane transport. The coding region runs from base 1 to 2175 and encodes 724 amino acids. Gene Ontology annotation, molecular function: protein binding.
AUGUUGUCUCAAACUUCCAUACCGGAAGUGAAAGAAGACGUGAUAGGCUACGCGCUACAUCAGAGGAGAGCUAGGGUGGGACAAUUCCAGGACUUGGGUCCACCUGAUUUAAUUACUUUGAUUAAAUCGUUACCUUCAUCCUCGAGCGCCACAACUGCUACUUCCUCUGCGAACGAUAAUGGGGCAGCUUCAAACAUCAAUGGUCAAGACCCUACAACUAUAGUUACAGAGUUGCAUUCUCAUGACAAACUAAAGGGGCAGAUCGGCACUUUCUUUUACUGUAUGGGUAUUGAUACUUCGGAUCCAACUUCCAUUACAAUUUUCGCCAAAAAGAUAACCGAUCUUUUCUUAGACACGCCCCAAAUUUGGUUUGGUAAGAAGAAGCACUUUCACGUUUCGAAGAUUUCUAUCAGUUCUUGGAAUGCGUUUAGAAAAUAUGAUGUUAAUAUUAUAGUUCACAUUCCGGGAACCGUACAAACCUAUAUCAUAAAUAGCGACGGUGAACAAUCGCAGCUCCCCUCCGUGACAGAAACAUCAUCUGGCCGCAACCCACAAGAUUUGAACGUUAACAUGAUUUGGGCGGAAACUUUCAUGAGUGGUGUCGUACGUGACAUUAUGCUUAUGAAAGAUAAUUGUGAAGAUGGGGAAUCCCAGAAUUUGGUCGAAACACUAAUUUUCAAUCCAUUAACUUCUGGUGAGCUGGAAGAUGUUGCUACGAACUUUAUCAAAUUGUUUCCCUUAGUUUAUGAGAAAGGUAUUUAUUUGGAUGCACCCACUCAUAUUUUAAAUCCUUCGUUAACCAAUAAUUAUUUAGUGGAAACUUUAGUGGAAAUAGUUAGGUUAACGAAGAGUUUGGAUGCAUGCCGUAAAAUGCUUGCGAAGCUAAUUGAAAUCCAUCCUGAAGCAGUAAUAAUCUUAAUUCGUGUUUACUUCGCGUGCGAUUUAGAGGUGGAUGCGGUUGACCUGAUCAAUGAGCAAUUAAAUUCUCCCUCUUCGUUCUUAGCCGAUGAUUCAAAGACUAGCCAUAUCCAGUUGAUCUUCAAAUCUGAACUAUUAAGUAUUCAAAGUGAAUUUUUACUGGAUGUCAAGAGAGAUUACAAACUUGCUAAAGAAGUGGCCAUGGAGGCCGUGAAUUGUGCACCAAACGAAUUCAAAACUUGGUAUUUAUUGACUAAAAUAUACAUCAAAUUAAACGAUAUGUCGAAUGCCUUGUUAUCAUUGAAUGCCUGCCCCAUGUCACAAGUGAAAGAAAAAUAUGUUCUUAGAAGAAUUGCACCUAUUACUUCAGAUGAAAAUCUUCAUUUGCCAUUACCAUUGGAUGCCUCAAUUGAGGAGAUUUCGUCAUUAAAUCCCAUGGAUGUCCAGUUAGAGCAAAAAUCCGCAGAUCCAAACCUAGUCAAUCUUUCCGCAUCAAGUUUAAAGUCUACUUUUCAACAAGCCUAUAAAUUAUUGACAGAAAUUGUCCAAAUAACGGGAUGGGAACAACUUUUGAAGUAUAGAUCAAAGAUUUUCGUUAUGGAAGACGAGUAUCAAGGUUCCACUUCGUCCAUUGAUGAAGCGGAUGCGCACGGUAAUGAGAUAUCCAGAAUGAGGUCCAAGAGGCUGUGUGAAAGAUGGUUGGAUAACCUCUUCAUGCUACUAUAUGAAGAUUUGAAAACUUACACUGAUUGGCAAUCAGAGCAAUUGUAUUUUGAUGCCCAAAACAGCAAAUACCACAAAUUAACUGUUGAAUGGGAAUUAUUCGGUCUUUGCGCGAAAAGAUUGGGACAUCUUCCAGAAGCUGCGAAGGCUUUCCAAAUUGGUCUUUCCCAAAGAUUUUCUCCAGUAUGUGCAAAGAAUCUACUGCAAUUUUACAUUAACGAACAUAAACGUAUUAGAAGGGAUUCGAUUUCAGCGAACUCUGAGUUAACUUCCUCUCAGAUAUUGGCAAGUAUCAAUGACAUUGACAGCUCAAUCAUCGAUCUAGUAGUCAAGAUUUGUUGCUGGAAUCAUCGUUGGUACAUUGAGUUUUCAAUAAUAUUAAUAGAUGCUUUGAGUGUUGCAGUUCAAGAUAUGGGCAUUACUAAAGUGCAUAAUGAAAUUGCCUCUAGAUUUUCCGACCCGGUAGCCCAAUUGAUUGACGAUAACAUUCUAGAUUUUUUGAAGAAUUUCACAAAUGACACUUUCGAUAAUUAA